Messenger RNA from Erinaceus europaeus (western European hedgehog), 4068 nucleotides. It is a transcript of the gene SLC9A7, whose product is annotated as solute carrier family 9 member A7. Lineage: Eukaryota; Metazoa; Chordata; Mammalia; Eulipotyphla; Erinaceidae. The coding region runs from base 138 to 2312 and encodes 724 amino acids. Gene Ontology annotation, cellular component: recycling endosome; membrane. The transcript has 17 exons. Gene Ontology annotation, biological process: proton transmembrane transport; sodium ion transport; regulation of pH. The record is from RefSeq and is a predicted model, not a curated record. Gene Ontology annotation, molecular function: sodium:proton antiporter activity.
CCGGUGCGCGCGCGGGAGGAGGAGGAGGAGGAGCUGUGGCGUUCACAACCACUCGGGCAGGUCGGCGCCGCUGGGAAGCAGCAGACGGUGCGGGCUAUAGUAGGUCCCUGCGUAGAGGUGCGGGCAGCCCUGAGGCCAUGGAGCCGGGUGACGCUGCACGCCUUGGCCCGGGGCGGGUGACCCGGGCGCUGCCACCGCGGAUGUGGCUGCUGCUGCUACUGGUGGGUUGGGGGCUGUCUGCUGGGGCCUUGGCCUCAUCUUCUGGGGCGGCGGCGGCGGACAGCAGCGCCAUGGAGGAGCUGGCCACGGAGAAGGAGGCAGAGGAGAGCCACCGGCAGGACAGCGUGAGCCUGCUCACCUUCAUCCUGCUGCUCACGCUCACCAUCCUCACCAUCUGGCUCUUCAAGCACCGCCGGGUGCGCUUCCUGCACGAGACCGGGCUGGCCAUGAUCUAUGGGCUCAUUGUUGGGGUAAUCCUGAGGUAUGGCACCCCUGCCACCAGUGGCCACGACAAGGCUCUCAGCUGCACUCAGGAAGACAGGGUCUUCAGCACGUUAUUAGUGAAUGUCAGUGGGAAAUUCUUCGAGUAUACCUUGAAAGGAGAAAUCAGCCCUGGCAAGCUCAACAGUGUAGAACAGAAUGACAUGCUGAGGAAGGUGACAUUUGAUCCAGAGGUGUUUUUCAACAUUCUGUUGCCUCCAAUUAUUUUUCACGCUGGGUACAGUUUAAAGAAGAGACACUUUUUCAGAAAUCUGGGUUCUAUUCUUGCCUAUGCCUUCUUGGGGACUGCUGUUUCCUGCUUUAUUAUUGGAAAUCUCAUGUACGGUGUGGUGAAGCUCAUGAAGAUUGUGGGACAGCUGUCUGAUAAAUUUUACUACACGGACUGUCUCUUUUUUGGAGCAAUUAUCUCUGCCACUGACCCAGUGACCGUGCUGGCAAUAUUCAACGAGCUACAUGCAGACGUGGACCUGUACGCACUGCUGUUCGGAGAAAGCGUCCUCAAUGAUGCUGUUGCCAUUGUGCUCUCCUCGUCGAUCGUUGCCUACCAGCCUGCAGGACUGAACACUCAUGCCUUCGAUGCUGCUGCCUUUUUUAAGUCGGUUGGCAUCUUCCUAGGUAUAUUUAGUGGCUCUUUUACCAUGGGAGCUGUGACUGGUGUUGUGACUGCGUUGAUAUCCAAGUUCACCAAGCUGCACUGCUUCCCCCUGCUGGAGACAGCGCUCUUCUUCCUGAUGUCCUGGAGCACGUUCCUCCUGGCAGAAGCCUGUGGCUUUACAGGUGUUGUAGCUGUCCUUUUCUGUGGAAUCACACAAGCUCAUUAUACCUACAACAAUCUGUCGGUGGAAUCAAGAAGUCGAACCAAGCAGCUCUUCGAGGUGUUACACUUCCUGGCCGAGAACUUUAUCUUCUCCUAUAUGGGCCUGGCGCUGUUUACCUUCCAGAAGCAUGUUUUCAGCCCUGUGUUCAUCAUUGGAGCUUUUGUUGCCAUCUUCCUGGGCAGAGCCGCACAUAUCUACCCACUCUCUUUCUUUCUCAACUUGGGCAGAAGACACAAGAUUGGCUGGAAUUUUCAACAUAUGAUGAUGUUUUCAGGCCUCAGGGGAGCAAUGGCAUUUGCGCUGGCCAUCCGGGACACAGCCUCCUAUGCUCGCCAGAUGAUGUUCACGACCACCCUUCUCAUCGUCUUCUUCACUGUGUGGAUCAUUGGUGGAGGCACGACACCCAUGCUGUCGUGGCUUAAUAUCAGAGUUGGCGUCGAGGAGCCCUGUGAAGAGGACCAGAGUGAACACCACUGGCGGUACUUCAGAGUUGGUGUGGACCCAGAUCAAGACCCGCCACCCAACAAUGACAGCUUCCAAGUCUUACAGGGGGAUGGCCCAGAGUCUGCUGGAGGUAACCGGACAAAGCAGGAGAGCGCAUGGCUAUUCCGACUGUGGUACAGCUUUGACCACAAUUACUUGAAGCCCAUCCUGACACACAGUGGUCCCCCAUUAACCACCACAUUGCCAGCCUGGUGUGGAUUACUGGCUCGAUGUCUGACCAGCCCUCAGGUGUAUGAUAACCAAGAGCCCCUGAGAGAGGAAGACUCUGAUUUCAUCCUGACCGAGGGUGACCUCACCUUGACCUACGGGGACAGCACAAUGACCGCGAAUGGCUCUUCAAGCUCCCAUGUGGCCUCCCUGAGCCUUGAGGGCAGCCGGAGAACAAAGAGCAGCUCAGAAGAGGUGCUGGAGCACGACCUGGGAAUGGGAGACCCAAAGGUUUCAAACAGGGGCACCCGUUUGGUGUUCCCCCUAGAGGACAAUGCAUGACUCCACACCACCCCUCCAAGAAAAACAACCCUGAAGUGAGGGGUGGGGUGGGUAAGGCCCACUGGUCAGGUGAGAUUGGCUGCAAGACCAGAGUUGUUGGAGGUGGGGCACUGACUGAAUGGAACUAAUGCUUCUAUAUUAUUGGGGUCUGAAGAUCUCUUAAUGCUUAAAAUUUAACCCAAGAUGCAGAUGGUGGGGCUAACAUGUUUCUCAACCCAGGUCUGAAUCGCAGACCUAUUCCCACUUUUCACAUAGUAGUGCGCUGUUCAGAGUUACUCAAACAAACAAACAAACAAAAAAAAAACAUGCUUUCAUGAUCUCUUAAUCAUUCACCUGCUGAUCUGACCAAGGUGUGGCAGGUGCAAGUCCAGCUGGUUGUAGGAAUAGCAACUUAGGGGGAGGCCAGAGCACAAAGAUAGACAAUUUACAUUGGAACCCCCCCCCAAAGGACUAUGGGAAGCCAAUGUGAGAUGCCACAGAAAACCUGGAAAACCAAUCUGAGUGAAGACUCCAGCGACCAGGGUGGCAUGAAUGUAGCCUCUUGUCAGGACUCCUGACUUUUUUUUCUUUUUGCUACCUGUGUUUCCUCUAGACUGAAGAUCAGAAUAAGACAUCUGUUGAAGCAUCAACAUUAGGAAAAUGGUCUUGAAGACGUUACAGGAAUUUUCAAAACCAAAGGCAAAUAUAUAUAUAUAUAUAUAAUUUUUUUUUAAUCUGAGGACAAGAAGAAACUGUUCAGAAAGCAUGGUAUCAGUGCAGAAGAUCAGUCAGCCCCUGAGGGCUGCCGUGCUAACUGACUGCCUGGGCAAUGAAUCAUAGGACUGAGAUAGUGCCUGUAGGUUUAGAUGUGGCACCCACAUUUUGUGGGAGGCUUUUAUCUGAAGGAAGAGAAGGCGGCAAGAAGAGUGGAACUAAUGAUCUAGUGUUCAUAGGGAAGAACUCUCACUGUGAAGUAAAAAAAAAAAAAAAGCAAAAGAAAUUCAAGCUAGUAUUCUAAAGACUGAGUAGUUUGAGCUACCAAGCUAAUACACAUGCACACGGUUUUGGUGGCCACAUUUCAUUUCAAGUCAAUGAAAAGGGAAACCUUUAGUGAGAGGCUCUGUUAUUCUAAGAAUCCAGAAGUCUUAGCACUGUAGAGAAAAGCUAUCUAUCAUCUUAGUGUCUGGCAGGGGGUGGGGGUGGGGCUUGUACCAGCUUCAGAGAUAAGUGUGGUUUGAAGUUUAGGUUUUUAUCUUGGGUUCUUUGUGAAUGAGCUGUCUAUAGCUGUUCUGGGUGAAAUAUGAAGACUGCUUAGCAAUUAAGUUGGAGAUUCUCUGCAUUUCUCUCUGCUUCAGUGCUAUUGUAUUUGAAAAACUCAGUUUUUUCAGAACACACUGUUGGGCAAUGUGGGUAUUUUUCUUAUUGCAGUAGACAACAUAGUAGCCCAGUCUAGUAUAUCCAUCGUGAAUCCAGUUGUAUAAUCUUAAUUUGUUUUUUUUCUUAAUGGUUUAGUUCAUAAAUAAGACACUGCUCCAUACUUUGAAAAUUUGUAAAAAUACCAGAGAAUGUCUAUUUUUAGGUUGAGUCCUAUGACAUUGCUGAUAUUCAGCUAUUCAAAAAGCUGAAAUGGCAGUUUCCUGUGGUUCAGUGUCGUAAAUUGAAUGGUUUUUAGUGCUGUACCUACUGUACUAUGAUUAACUCUUUUUAUCCUGGAAGUCCUUCUUUCUUUCUUUUUUUUGGAAUAUUUUACUUAUUUAUUAUUGGAUAGAGAGAGAAA